AUGUCCGUCUGGACAACAGAAUUACACGACUUCCUGCAGAGCAGCUCAGAGCCUGAGGACGGUCACACAUACGUCAUGUACCACGGGACCUCUCGUGAGGCAGCGGAGCAGAUCAAGGCCCACGGUUUCCACCAGUCCAGAGACGGGAUGCUGGGACGGGGCGUCUACGUCAGCCGUGACGUGGAGAAGGCCAGGGCGUACCCCCGGGGGCUCCCCGCGGACCAGCGCGUGGUGCUGAAGCUCCGGGUCAACGUGGGCAGAGUGAAGAGGAUCGAUCGCCAAGGGCACCCGCUGCAAAAGACCUGGCACGACCACGGCUACGACACGGCCUGGUGCCCGCCGCGCUGCGGGAUGGUGCUGAGCGGUCUGGAGGAGGACUGUGUGUGGGAUCCUGACCGCGUGGAGGUGAUGGACGUGCUCGACACGCGGCCGGCCCCCGGAGUCGCAGAGGCCAUCGGGGCCACCCCUGAGGAAGGUCACACAUACGUCAUGUACCACGGGACCUCUCGUGAGGCAGCGGAGCAGAUCAAGGCCCACGGUUUCCACCAGUCCAGAGACGGGAUGCUGGGACGGGGCGUCUACGUCAGCCGUGACGUGGAGAAGGCCAGGGCGUACCCCCGGGGGCUCCCCGCGGACCAGCGCGUGGUGCUGAAGCUCCGGGUCAACGUGGGCAGAGUGAAGAGGAUCGAUCGCCAAGGGCACCCGCUGCAAAAGACCUGGCACGACCACGGCUACGACACGGCCUGGUGCCCGCCGCGCUGCGGGAUGGUGCUGAGCGGUCUGGAGGAGGACUGUGUGUGGGAUCCUGACCGCGUGGAGGUGAUGGACGUGCUCGACACGCGGCCGGCCCCCGGAGUCGCAGAGGCCAUCGGGGCCACCGUCGGGGCCACCAUCGGGGCCGCCGCCAAGGCCACCGGGGCCACCAUCGGGGCCGCCACCAAGGCCACCGGGGCCACCAUCGGGGCCGCCGCCAAGGCCACCGGGGCCACCAUUGAGGCCGCCGUCGUCACCGUUGAGGCCGCUGGUGUGGCCGUUGAGGCCACCAGGACCGCUGUCGAGGCUGCCGCCAAGGCCACCGGGGCCACCAUUGAGGCCGCCGUCGUCGGGGCCACCAUCGUCACCGUUGAGGCCGCUGGUGUGGCCGUUGAGGCCACCAGGGCCGCUGUCGAGGCUGCCGCCGAGGCCACCGGGGCCGCCACAAUUGAGGCCCUCGAGGCCACCGGGGCCCUCGCCGGGGCCGUCUGGAGAGCGCUCAAUUGGUGA
This is a messenger RNA of Conger conger (European conger), 1263 nucleotides long. RefSeq lists its product as uncharacterized. The transcript is spliced from 2 exons. The coding region runs from base 1 to 1263 and encodes 420 amino acids. Gene Ontology annotation, cellular component: cytoplasm. Lineage: Eukaryota; Metazoa; Chordata; Actinopteri; Anguilliformes; Congridae. The record is from RefSeq and is a predicted model, not a curated record.